Molecule: messenger RNA, 2346 nt
Organism: Kickxella alabastrina
Lineage: Eukaryota; Fungi; Kickxellomycota; Kickxellomycetes; Kickxellales; Kickxellaceae
Exons: 1
Coding region: 228-2297 (689 amino acids)
Source: RefSeq, a predicted model, not a curated record
AUUGUAUCUCGCACACUAUUAUUGUAAUUUUUUACUAUAUUGAUUUUUUUCAUCUGAAGGACCCUUUUUCUCCCUUCCUUUGUGCAUUCUCCCCCUCCCCUUUAUUAUUAUUUUUUCUUUCGCGUAUUUUUCUUUAAAUUCUAAAACACAUUUUUUAGGCGCAUUACCCAAAGGCCCCUUUCUAAUAUCGAUAUACAGUUAGAAACACGUGUCGUUUUCAACACCAGAUGGUAUCGCUAGCCUCACGACUGAGGUGGAGCAAUAUCCGCCCCCCUUCGCUCAACCUAGGGCCGGCGGCGGCACCAGCCAAUGUGACAAAUCGCAUGUCUUGUCCUCAACCGCCUGUACCUGGCGGCAGUAGCGCGCAGCUUACCCAUACAGACAGUAGCCCCCGGAGAGAGGGGCCAUUCAUGGCGCUUGACAGAAACUCUGGUCCAGUCGAUACGACCGGAGAAAACGAAGAGACGUUGUGGCACGGGUCUCCCGUGUUUGAUGCUGGGUUCUGGUAUGCUAAGGGCGGCAUGGAUUUGGUGCGAACUAAGCAUACUGCCCUGCAUAGCACGGUGGAGGCAUUGUUUAUAGCGGGUAAUUCCAGCGAACCCGACUUGCACUGCUGCUGCCUGGAAUUGGAGUGGCCACGCGUGCGUGUUAUCGAAAUUGAGUGCAAUGUUUGCAGCGUGGAGUCAGAUCCGCAGGUCACCCGGUGGCUCGGCAUUGUUCAAAAACGUACAUUAUUCCCGCUUGCGAACAUGUACCGGCUGAGGACCCGCUGGGCCGGGUGCACCGAGGUGUUUGAGCAUCGGCUUGAGGAGGACUUUGGCAACGGCUUUGAGAAGAGACUCGCGCUACUGGGUCAUCUGCCGCCACACAUUCGCAACUCCGAGGCCGAAAUGCGCUUUCUCAAAUACCGCCUUUUGUUUCUUGCUGACGUUUCGUUCGAAAUGACGACAAUGGAAAGAUCUAACCCUGGAACGCUGACAAUGUAUACGUACAUUGUAUACUUGCUCAAAACAGACAUAUUCAGGCCUGAGUUUGUCGAAUUCGCCGAUGCCCAGCCGAAGAACAUGCACCGCAUACUGGACACCAUCAAAGAAAACGCGCACCAGCUCACCUACGACAAGAUGCGAGCUGGCACUAGUGGCGCCGCCCUACAAACGUCGCUAAAGCGCCUGCGGUUUGACAUGCACAGCAUGGUCGAUGGGCGACACACCAUUCCCUUCUGUGCCAUACACUUCCCGGGACUCGAGUCUCUGACAGUCAGCCACACGCCUGACUUUAGAAAUGGACGGGAUACCCCGAUGAACUUGGGGGUUUUGUUUAGCCACACCUGGCUUAACCUGGUCGAGUUGCAAUUGCCCUUUGUGUCCAACCAGUACGCCGCCAUUCUGCACAAGAAGUGCCCGAGCUUGCAAUAUCUGCACAUAUGUCCGCAGCCCCGCUAUGAGCGAUGGACCGAGUAUUCGCAAGAUUUUUCGCCGAGCGGACUUCACCAGCUAGCAACCCAAUGGUCCAACCUGCGCCAGCUGGUGGUCAAGUUUGCUUUCCGCCAGGCUUUGCCAGCGCAGCUAGACUUGGCGGACCAUGGCAUGCAGUCACCCACACCACCCUCCCCGCGCAUGUCGUUUUCGGCCCCCCGAACCAGUUUGUUUGCCAACAGAUCCAGCGUUAGCAACAAUAUGCCGGCAUCGCUUGAUGCCCCUACCGCCCCAGGUGCAAAGGGCCAGCUUCCGGGACCACUUCUGUGCAAAACAUUUUCCAUAAAUCCUCCCAACACCAGCCUGCAAGUGCUUCGCGUGCCGUAUCUCCAGAUUCCCUUUGCUGCCGCGCUUGCUAUGCUGGCCAAUGUCCCGCAGCUGCGCAUAUUUGAAUAUGCGUCGUUUUUGGUGGAUCCCGAGCACCAACUGACUAGCCAAAAGUCGACUCUGCGGCGGCGAAUCGGUGCAACUGUGGACCCGCAGCUAAGCGCGUUAUCUGCAGAUCCGGAUAUCAGGCAACGGCUCAAAGAGAUGAAGCAUCCGUUGCAGAGCAUGGUCGUUCAUGAAGCCUGCAAUUCGCGGUACAUUUCGACUAGCUGGAUUAAGGGCAUAAACUCGUUUUCUAGUUUAGAAUCCGUCACGCUUGUGGCCACUAGCCAGGGUGACAUUAGCAUGGCUGUCCGCGUGAGGCAGUUUUGUGCCACGAACAAUGCCAUCUUUGCUGUCGAGAUUGAUGAUCAGUCACACGCACACCAAACAUGCGUCGACUUUGCGAGCAGUUGGGAAAAAACGGGCAAGCUAAUGUGGAAUGCCAUGCUGUAAAUUAUUAUUAUUAUUAAAUUAAAUUAAUUGCAUUACCAUUCAAAUAUCC